GUGAAUUCUCAGUGUUGUCUCAUUUUGCAAGUGUGAUUUUAGUUCAUUAUUCAGCUCACAAUCUGGUUUUCUCGGUGCUGUAUACAUUUAUUCUGUUCAUCGGAUUUUUUUUCGUUGAGCAGUGGAAGUGUUCGUUUAUAUCAUUUCCUUCAGUAUCGUUUCCAGUUGUCUUGAGUUUUGAAUUAUUGUGCUAAGGCAAUUGUAGUAAAAUAUUAUUACAGGCUUAAACGUCUGUGGCGGAAUUUCCAAUGUUCAUUUAUAGCUUACGGUUGAAGUGAUCAAAUCAAAGUGAUCUUCUCUCUUCUUCAAAACUGUUCCCAUUUGUGUUCAGUGUUCAAAUAGUACAGCAAGCGAAAUUGAACUCCAGAAUUUGAGCGUACCUCAACUCCCGUGGCGGAAUUCCUGGUGUUCACGUAUUGCUUGAGUGCGUCAGUGAUUGUUGACUAGCAGUUGAAGUGUUGGAAUUCACCAUUUCCUCAACAUUAUUUCGAAUAGUUUUGGGUGUUAGAAUCUUAGUGCGUCGGUUGUAGUAUUACAACAUUGGCGAUCGGUCCGAGCACCGAGCAGUGCCCCGCUUGCACGCCCGCUGAGCGCGUCCGCCCCUGCCGCCGCCAUGGUGGAGCUGGAGGCGCUGGGCGAGCGGCGCCGCGCGGGGGCGCCGGGGGCGCGCGAGAGCGACAGCCUGGCGCUGGCGGACGCGCUGGGCGACGCGUCCAAGGCGCUGGCGGGCGCCAACUGCGCGUGCGCGAGGGCGCGGCGCCCACCUGCCGCGUGUAGCGAUGGCGAAGGCGACGGCGCGUGUGUCGCAGGGAUGGCGCAGCCCGUGCGACCGCUGGUGCCGCCCGACGGCGGCUGGGGGUGGAUGGUGGUGCUGGGCGUGGCCGUAUGCAAUGGCCCUGAACGGGCGCUGGACCGCGGGCUGGCACGCACGGGGCUGGACGGGGCUGGACGGGCUGGACGCGUGCUGGAGGUGGCUGGACGGGCCCUGGACGGGGCUGGACGGGGCUGGACGGGGCUGGACAGAGACGGACAGGACUGGACGGACUGGGAACGGGACUGGACGGGGCUGGACCAGGGGCGGGGACGGGCCACGACGCAAUCCCUGCUGUCCGUCUUCGGGCUGCUGUUUUUCGACACCCUGGAGGAGAUGGGCGCGGAGACGACGGGCGCGGCUGUCAUCUCCAACUCCAUGGUGGCUAUCACCAACUUCUCUGGUUUGAUGACGGGCCCCGUCAUGCGUCGGUUCACCUACCGCCAAGUAGCAAUGGCGGGCGGCGUGCUGGUCGCCGUGGGGAUGUUUUUCACCAGCAUGGCCACGAAAAUGUGGCACCUUUUUAUCUCCUAUAGUGUUCUGGUCGGUCUGGGGCUGGGGCUGCUCAACCCGUCGACGUUCGUGGCGGUGAACGCCUUCUUCACGCGGGCGCGCGGCCGCGCCGUGGGGCUCUUCCGCGGAGCAGUUCUCAUCCUGAGCGCGGUGGCGCUGCACUCCAUCGCCGGCGCCAUGCUGUUCCACCCGCUGCGCUGGCACGCGCGCCCGGCGCCGGCGGACGACUCCGACUCCGCCCCCGCCACGUGCCCCGAGCGCCAGCCGCUCGCCAAGCACCACCACCACCACCACCACCGCCACCCGCAGCAGGCGCACCACGCGCGCCAGCCAACCAAGGCGGCGGCGGCGGCAGUGCCACGGCGCGGGGACGUUGAGGCGCCGGCGGCCGAGCGACGCCCGCUCACCGGCCCCGCCCACGCUCACGACAAGGGCGCGCGCCCGCCCACGCCGCUCCGGGACGUGGCCGCCAUGGGCGACAGCCUGCCCGUGGUGCGCGCGCUCGACAAGGACAAGGCGGAGAAGGAGUUCAUAGUGGUGGCGCUGCAGGACGAGCUGCCGGCGCUGCUGGCCACGUCCGCGCUGUGCGGCUUCGUGCGCGGCGCCACCACCGUCAACCACAACCUGGCGGUGAGCGAGAGCUGCAGCCCCGAGAAGCUGCCCGGCGCGCUGGGCCUCAACAUGGUCAUCAAGGGCAUCUCCAUCCUCAUCCUCGGCCUCUUCAUCGACAAGGAACCGUUGGCUGAGAGAUGUGACUGGGAGCUACACCCUGUGCAUGCACGUGCUGUCGCUGAUCGUGACGCUGCCCAUGCUGGUCUGGCUGGCGGAAAUCUGGGUGAGCCGCCGCCGGCGUCACCGCCUCCACCGCCCGAGCGUCUCACCGCCGCCGUCGCCGCCGCCCUCGCGCCAGUCCCCGCCGCCCUACGAGGCCCCGCCGUCUCCGCCGCAUACGCCCACACCGCCCACGCCGCCGCCGACGCCGCCGACACCGUCACCGCCGCUGCUCUCACCCUCGUCGCCCUUGACGGCUCCCAAAACGAUGCCCACGCCGCGGUUACAGGGUCAGCGGUGAUCGGCCCACGGGUAGCUCACCCGGGUGUAUGUGGCGUCUGACUGCAGAAGGAACUGCAGCCCUGUACAGAAGAUGUGACCGCUGCGUGUGGUGUUCAGAGAAACUCAUCUGCGCUGGCGCGGAUGGUCUCUUAGCUCGAGCGAUUUACGUUUUCGUUGCUUCUUACCGGCUGUUACGAAAACAUUGGAAACGCCGUUCUGCUGUUAGAUUCAGAAGAAUACACUCAAUCGUAGUUCAGACACUAGCGGAAGAUUGAAUAUGCGUAUUAAGUUAGUGACUUUUGAUUUGUCUACAAUUGAAUGCAAUCUGUAGCAUCAAAGUAUGCACAAGAGGUCCUUGUGUUCAUAUUAUAUUUAUUGACAUUUUCAAACACCGCAUAUAUGUGUAGGUUUUGGCACUCCGAUGACAUUUUGAAGCAGUUAUAUAUUUACUACGUAAGUAAUUUUAUAGCGUUUUGGGCAGCUGGUGGAAUAGUAUGUUGUCACCAAAAAAACUGAAGCGUAAAUCACGAAUAUUGAUGUUAUGAAACGCUUCUUGAAAUGGGUAUUGAAAAUGAAGGCGUGCGAUGGCUCAUUUUGAGAACAAAACGUUGAGACAGGAAAUGGAAAAGUGACUGAGGAAGAUUGAUUAGGUAUUAGAAAUAGUUUUUUUUUCUGUUGGUCACUACUGCUCUAGCAAGUGGCAACAUACGACAGAUGGAAAAAGUCUUUUCGUGCUCAGUUCGAAUUAAAUUGAUGGCUUCUAUACCUACCGCUAUGUCCAAGCACGUUGAGGUAUAUCCGAGUUUUGAGUUUUAAAUGUUAGAAUGUUAGAUGUUGAACUAGUAAUACAUAAAAUGGUAACAUUCGAAUAGUGUCGUUGAAAAUAGUGAUUGAAAGAGAUGUUUCGUUAAUAGGAUAUCUCUUGACCGUACUGCAAAGUUUAUGUGCAUCGUAACUUCUAUUAGUUAUAUCUUUGGCCAACGUCAUUCUUUUAUGUAUUUUAUUUCAUUUUGUUUUAUUUUCGGUUCAACAUUAUUUUCUUCUUCGUGGACCCCUCGAGCAAUAACUAUGCAACUUUUAGUGAGAUUAUUGUAAAAUACUUAGCACGUUCUAUUUUUUCAAUAGGUAAGUGAUUUUGAAGAAGGUGCAGCAUGUCAGAGGAUUUAGCAAAGUAGGAGGUAUCCUCCAAUAAGUUUGCUUGAAAUACUGUCCAGUAUUUAUAUAUGCAACGGAAUUUAAAUGCAGCAGUUGAACUGGGAGAUUAAGUUAUGAAACGAUAAUAUAUCAUGAUUGGUCAUAUUUCCUGUUUUUCAAAGUGUGUAUGAGCACAGAAAUGAGAUGGACGUUCAGAAACGAGGAUAUGUAUCAUUAUUUUCUUUUUAUACUUUUAUAAAUAUUAUUUUAUUUUUUUAUGUGAAAAUUAUUCGAAGGUGGUAAACGUUAAAUUAAUUUAUUAUGAUUUAAUAAAUUACCUUCACUUUCAUCCAAAAAAAAGAACAAAUUUCAAUGUUAGGUGUCAGAGACAUCUGUGUGUCGUUCUCACUUUUGCUUAGUCGCCGCAAUUUUGACACGUAGACCUCUUUCUGUCGUAAGCCUAACGUCGCUAUUGCUGUAUCACUCAUACGUACGAAACAAAACAGGCCUACGGUGCAUUACCUAACGGCAUGACCAUGCUCGAGGUCAAUUACUUCUCUUCUUUUAUUGGAGUACCAACUGUGAUAUAGUUUGCUUAAAUGUGAUGAUUCUAGAAAGUUAUAUUUCUGAAAACAUGUGCUUCAACUGCGAAAUAUCGGAUUCUAUUUAUUGCAGUUAUAUAUUUUUAGGAAAUAACUGUACUAUUUUGCUAUAGGAAGAAAUAACAGUAUUUACCUUUUGAUAUGUAUAAGCGUAGCUUAGAGGAUGUAAUUUAAUGUAGCACUUUUCAUGUAUUAAUUAAAGCUGUGAUCAUGGAUGGUAGGACCUGUCUUGGUCCUGUACCACCAUGUUAGGGAUCAAUGUACUGCUACUGCGACUUUAUGCAGCGGUUGAUUUUGUGUACGGUAUUGUGAUUCUGUUUAAUACUGCAAUAUUAAGAGUAUUGUUGUAAAUCUUGUGCAAAGGACUGUGAUUGUAUCUGUUUUGUCAAUGAAUUCAUGUUCCACAUUCAAAUGCAUUGUCUUUAUUAUGCAACAAUCUGUGAUGUUGCAUACAUAAUGUAUGCUGCGUGGUAGGAGUAUUGUGGCAACAUUGUAUUUGUAGACGCUUUGCAAUGUUGUUGAAAAUACAUAUCACAUUCUCGAUGUUUACACGCAUUUAUGUAACAUUUGCGCUGUUGAAAGGAUGGGAUUGACA
This is a messenger RNA of Gryllus bimaculatus (two-spotted cricket), 4708 nucleotides long. The record is from the annotation of a GenBank genome assembly. Lineage: Eukaryota; Metazoa; Arthropoda; Insecta; Orthoptera; Gryllidae.